This is a messenger RNA of Camponotus floridanus (Florida carpenter ant), 1315 nucleotides long. It is a transcript of the gene PCID2, whose product is annotated as PCI domain-containing protein 2. Gene Ontology annotation, molecular function: double-stranded DNA binding; RNA binding. Bases 131 to 1315 code for a protein of 394 amino acids. The record is from RefSeq and is a predicted model, not a curated record. NCBI's taxonomy places the organism in Eukaryota, Metazoa, Arthropoda, Insecta, Hymenoptera, Formicidae. Gene Ontology annotation, biological process: post-transcriptional tethering of RNA polymerase II gene DNA at nuclear periphery; transcription elongation by RNA polymerase II; poly(A)+ mRNA export from nucleus. Gene Ontology annotation, cellular component: transcription export complex 2. The transcript has 5 exons.
CUAAUUUAUUGCACUAGUGCAGCAGUGCAGCUAAAAAGAACAGAUGAUUUCCAUUGACAUUCCAGAAAAAUAACAUUGGACAGGAAAUUAUUUAUGCGCACGAAGAUUUAUUAUUUAUAUUUUAAACGAAAUGGAUUCUUAUAUAAUGCAGAUUCGACGAACAUGGCUUAACCAGGAUGGGGAAGCAUUGGCAGGUUUCUUAUCUCUAAGACACAAUCAUGUUUCAAUAUCUCAAGUUGGAUCAGAAACUGCUAUAAUCAAGGCUGUAGAACAUUUAUCUGCACCAUUAGAUGAUUUAGUCCUUUGUCAUUUAAAAGCUGUAUCUGCUAUGAACAAGAAUGAUGCCCUUGCUAUAUAUAAUUAUCAAAGUUCAGCUGUACAAUGUCUUGCUAAGAUCCUGCAAAUCCAAAAGGAAGAAAACUGGAUGUUGCCAGUAAUGAAUGUAAUGUGUCUAGAAUUAAGAUUAUCUGCAAUAGGUGCAGAAAAUUCAAAGUAUAACAAAAAUAUAAAGCAUGGAGAAGUUCUUGAGAAGUGUGCUGAGUGUUUGAUGGCUUGUUUCCGUGUUUGUGCAGCUGACAAUAGAAGUUCAGAAGAAGAUACAAAACGAUGGGGAAUGUUAGCCUUAAUUAAUCAACUAUUAAAAGUAUAUUUUAGAAUUAAUAAAUUGCAUUUGUGUAAACCUUUGAUACGGGCUAUAGAGUCAUCUCCUUAUAAGGACCAUUUUGCAUUAGCGCAACAAAUUACAUAUAAAUUUUUUGUUGGCCGGAAAGCAAUGUUUGACAGCAAUUAUAAAAUUGCUGAUGAAUACCUAACUUAUGCAUUUGAGCAUUGUCAUAUACAAUGUACAAAAAAUAAGAGAUUGAUUUUAACUUACCUUGUACCUGUGAAAAUGUUAUUAGGAUAUAUGCCAAAACAAAGUCUUUUAGAAAAAUAUAAUUUAAUGGAAUUCUGGGAGCUGAUGGAAUCCGUAAGAAAGGGAGAUUUACGUUCUUUAGAAGGAGUAAUGGCAAAACAUGAAAUUUUUUUUAUUGAUGCUGGUAUAUAUUUAAUUGUGGAAAAAUUAAAAUUGAUUGCUUAUAGAAAUUUAUUCAAAAAAGUAUAUUUAGCACUAAAUACGCAUCAAAUACCGGUUCAAAGUUUGCUUAUAGCAUUACAAAUAAAUGGGAUGGAGGAUAUAGAUAUGGAUGAGACAGAAUGUCUUCUUGCAAAUUUGAUAUACGAGGGCAAAAUUAAAGGUUACAUAUCUUAUCAACAUAAAAAGUUAGUUAUAUCUAAACAAAAUCCUUUUCCUUCAUUAUCUACAAUUGUAUUAUAA